Molecule: messenger RNA, 789 nt
Organism: Schistocerca americana (American grasshopper)
Lineage: Eukaryota; Metazoa; Arthropoda; Insecta; Orthoptera; Acrididae
Gene: Ets65A
Product: transcriptional regulator ERG homolog
Exons: 7
Coding region: 1-789 (262 amino acids)
Biological process (GO): cell differentiation; regulation of transcription by RNA polymerase II
Cellular component (GO): nucleus
Molecular function (GO): sequence-specific DNA binding; DNA-binding transcription factor activity, RNA polymerase II-specific
Source: RefSeq, a predicted model, not a curated record
AUGCUCGACAUCAAGACGUCCGCCGACUACCUGUCGCGCACCGCCGCGGGCACCUUCACCAACUUCUCCAUGCUCUUCGCUGCCGACACGACGUACAAGGGAUCAUGGACGACGCAUUCGGCAGCGCAGACUCAAGGUUACGGCAGCAACUCGCUGAGCAGCAUGUCCAAGUCGUCCCUGGACCCGCACUCACAUCUCAGGCAGCCCGACCCGUAUCAGAUGUUCGGGCCUACAAGCAGCCGCCUCGCCAGUUCAGGCUCCGGGCAGAUCCAGCUGUGGCAGUUCCUGCUGGAGCUGCUGUCCGACUCGAGCAACGCCAACUGCAUCACGUGGGAGGGCACCAACGGCGAGUUCAAGCUCACCGACCCGGACGAGGUGGCGCGCCGCUGGGGCGAGCGCAAGAGCAAGCCCAACAUGAACUACGACAAGCUGAGCCGCGCGCUCAGGUACUACUACGACAAGAACAUCAUGACGAAGGUGCACGGGAAGCGGUACGCCUACAAGUUCGACUUCCAGGGCCUGGCGGCGGCGACGCAGCCCGCGACGGCCGACCCCGCGGCCUACAAGUACCAGUCGGACCUGUUCAUGUCCAGCUACCACCACAGCACCAAGCUCAACUUCAUGAGCCCGCACGCCGCCAUACCUUCCUCCUCGGCGAGCAUCUUCCCGUCGCCGGGCUCUUACUGGAGCAACCCGGGCGCCAACCUGUACUCGAACAUCGCGGCGGCGUCGGGCCACACGAUGACGCACCACCCCGGCCACCUGGGCUCGUACCCGCACUACGCAUGA